Messenger RNA from Centropristis striata (black sea bass), 542 nucleotides. RefSeq names its product glycoprotein hormones, alpha polypeptide (gene cga). Bases 32 to 433 code for a protein of 133 amino acids. Lineage: Eukaryota; Metazoa; Chordata; Actinopteri; Perciformes; Serranidae. The transcript is spliced from 4 exons. The record is from RefSeq and is a predicted model, not a curated record. Gene Ontology annotation, molecular function: follicle-stimulating hormone activity. Gene Ontology annotation, cellular component: extracellular region; follicle-stimulating hormone complex. Gene Ontology annotation, biological process: thyroid hormone generation; positive regulation of steroid biosynthetic process.
UAAUUAUUUUGUUUAUAAAAUAUUUUUUUAAAUGUGCGAAAAUGGCCAUCCUAUCAUGGUAACCGUGACAACAACGAUGGGCUCAGUGAAAUCAGCUGGACUGUCUGUUCUUCUUCUGCUGUCUUUUCUUCUUUACAUAGCUGACUCUUACCCCAACAUUGACUUAUCAAACAUGGGCUGCGAGGAGUGCACACUGAGGAAGAACAGUGUUUUCUCCAAGGAUCGUCCCAUCUACCAGUGCAUGGGAUGCUGCUUCUCCAGAGCAUACCCAACACCUCUCAGGGCCAUGAAGACCAUGACCAUCCCCAAGAACAUCACCUCGGAGGCUACAUGCUGUGUCGCAAAGCACAGCUACGAGACGGAGGUGGCCGGCAUCAGGGUGAGAAACCAUACAGACUGCCACUGCAGCACCUGCUACUUUCACAAGAUAUGAAGAUUGAGACUUGGCAACAAAUCGUGUGACAUUUGCACAAGCUCAUUCCUGUUUUAAAAUGUCUGUCCCAUGUGUUAACAUAGGUAAUAUUUUUGUAGCAGUUCUGUUU